Xenia sp. Carnegie-2017 is the source of this 735-nucleotide messenger RNA. RefSeq names its product homeobox protein Hox-A2-like. Bases 72 to 710 code for a protein of 212 amino acids. Gene Ontology annotation, biological process: regulation of transcription by RNA polymerase II. The record is from RefSeq and is a predicted model, not a curated record. The transcript has 2 exons. Gene Ontology annotation, cellular component: nucleus. Gene Ontology annotation, molecular function: DNA-binding transcription factor activity, RNA polymerase II-specific; RNA polymerase II cis-regulatory region sequence-specific DNA binding. NCBI's taxonomy places the organism in Eukaryota, Metazoa, Cnidaria, Anthozoa, Malacalcyonacea, Xeniidae.
AACGAAAACGAUUGUUUAAGUUAAAAACAUUCAGUUAGGCUUUUACAUGUCGAACAUACAUCAUUGCAAAGAUGAGCUCCUUUCUGAUAGACUCGAUCACGCCAAGCAGUCAUCGCAGAAGCCCGUCGCCAGUAGCACUCCCGAGAACCAGGGCACCGAUUCCAUGUGAUAUGAUGGCCUGGAGAGAUUACUGGCUACUCCAACAAGAUAAGAUCAAUUUUUGCCACUUGUGCAGUCCAGGAAAAUCUACCUUUGGCUCCUAUAGAAUAUCUACGAGAAGUCAAGACCACCCAUUCGUACAUCAAAAUUACAUCGCCAAGAAUGACCAGCUAAUGGAAGGUGAUUUUCACAGUUCGAGUGACGCCACGAGACACUUCAAAUCAUACUUUGGUGGUCGUGAAAAUGACAUGGCCGUGAAAAAGAGAAUACGAACGGCUUACACAAGUCUACAAUUGCUGGAGUUGGAAAAAGAAUUCAGUAACAAUCGCUAUUUAUCUAGACUGAGAAGGAUUCAAAUCGCCGCCAUGCUCGAACUCACUGAAAAACAAGUGAAAAUUUGGUUCCAAAAUCGCCGCGUCAAGUGGAAAAAGACCGCAAGACUUUCAACUCAAAUCAACAGUAUCGCUCGUUCCUCCAAUGAAUCAGUAAAAUGCAAAGCACAAAGCCUCAAUGAUGGCAUUAUUCUUAGCAAGAACGACUGGAAAUUGUAACUCUUCCAAUAUGCACAAUCAAGUU